Messenger RNA from Periconia digitata, 944 nucleotides. Lineage: Eukaryota; Fungi; Ascomycota; Dothideomycetes; Pleosporales; Periconiaceae. The record is from the annotation of a GenBank genome assembly.
CAUCUCCGCGGUGGUUCUACAACUCUUACUUUCUUGUUCCCCGCGUUCUUCUUCCUCCAUCAACUCUCUUCCGCUGCACUACGCCGCCAACGACAAUCAAUAUGCCCGCGCCCCAGGCAAAUAAGCGCGUCAAAAACAAGCGCAUAAGCCGAAACAUCAUCAUUGGAUCCGAAGCAUGGAACCUUCCGCCACCAGGCCAUCCCGACCGACCGAAAGGCGUCCCCGAAGACCACACUAAGCGUUGGACCGUAUAUGUGCGCCAGCCUGAAGGCGACCCGUCCCUUACCACCUGGCUCAAUAAAGUUCAAUUCAAAAUUUUCAGCACAUACGAAAAUCCACUGCGGACAUGCGAGAACCCCCCCUUUGAAGUCACCGAGACGGGUUGGGGUGGCUUCUCCAUCGACAUCCGCCUGCACUUCCAGCCCAUCAGCGGCGAGAAAGCGCAGUACCGCCAGCAUUUUCUGCAGCUCGAAAAAUACGGCGAUCCGAGUUUACAGGAGAUACAGGAGAAGACGGGAUGUGUGCGCAGCGAGUUCCUCGAGGUGGUGCAGUUUAACGAACCGACUGAGGCUUUAUUUGAGGCUCUCACCGCUGAGGAUCAAUGGAACUACAUCAUGCCGCAGUCUGCUAAGGGCGGGAAGAAGGCGGCCAUGUUGGGGAUCGGCGCUAAUGGUAAGCCCAAGCGCGGAUACCCUAACGGCGAGCGCAGCGCGCAGUUGCCGGAGAAGGGUGGCGACGACGUGCCGUUUAGUCAAGAACAAGAGGCCGGGCUCAUCGACAUGCUGCAGAAGAAGAUGGCCGAGGUAGAUGGGCAAUUGGAGGCUGAGUCGAAGAAAAAGGAGGACACCGAGCAGCGACUAAAGGCUUUGAGAGAAGAGCUGGGCCAGGCGGCUGCUCAGCAGGCAGCGCAGCAGGCGAGUGGCGACCGGAGUCGGAGGAGGUGA